AGCUCGACCUGACAACUCGACCUCGACCUGCUCAACCUCUCGAUGCUCCACCACCCACCACCCGUCCAUCCCACCCACCUCGCCCAUCUUCCACCUUGCCCUCUCCCUCUCUUCCCGCAACCAUCGUUGCUGCUGCUCGCCUCACCCCUCGCACGCCUUUACACGUACACGCACCCAUACCGUCCACGUAUAUACUCAGCACCUCCGUAUACGGCCAGCCAUUUCACCGCUCCGCAUUGACGCCGACUGCCCGACACGAUGGCGGACGACGACUCGAGUGAGCUCUCCUCCAUCUCGUCGCUGUCGUCAGCCCCUUCCCAGGAGGAUAGCGAUAUCCAGCUGAAGCGGGAGAAGGGCAUCCUCAAGUUCUUCCACAAGCUGCCCCCGGGAACGAAGCCCAGCGAGCCUGAGAAGGCGGCGUCCCCUCCGCCGCGCAAGCGAUCGCCCUCACCGCCGCACGAGUACAUAUUGGCGGACAAUCCCGACAUAUCAUUCAUCGUCAUGUUCCGCAGCCGGUUCAACGACGCCCUCCCAAAAUCUCUAGCCAACUUCGGCCCUCAAGAACUCGAGCGCGACGUUACCGAACCCAUCCCUGGCGAGCGCGUCGAACACUUCCUGUGCGCUGUCCUGGGCUUGCUGUUGAACCGAAAGCAGGAUGUCAAGCCUGGUCAUUAUAAUCGCGCCUUGGAGGAUGCCAUUAGCUCCCAUAAGAACCAAUGGGCGCGAGAUUGGGAGGAUACCAAUCCCCUAGCUGGGGGGAGGACCUUCACCUCCAUGAACCCCACCGAACGACUUGUCCUGCUGCGAACCCUCGUUAUGUGGACGCUGUCGUCCUCCGAAGUUAUCAAGGGCAUCAUCAACCAAUCCUACAAGGGCCAACGCCAUGAAGACGACCUCAACCAACCCUUAUCAGUGCAGCCGUGGGGUUCGGACAGCGACAGGCGCCGCUACUACCUCAUAGAAGGCCUUGACGAUACCAAUUUUCGAGUUUAUCGGGAGAGCAACCCUGCCGGCUUCAGCAGGACGUGGUGGAGCGUGGCCGGGGACAUCGAUGAGCUCAAGGCGCUGGCGGACAAGCUGCAAACCGCAGAUGGCGGCCCGAAGGCCAAGAAACUUGCGCUGAAGAUGCUCGCAGCGGUGCCCCGCUUUGAGGCCACCGAGGAGAAGCGAAGGCGACGCGAGUACCGACUCAUGCGCAAGGAGCAGUUCAAGCGCCCUGAGCCUGGGUUCUCCAUGUAUGAGGGCCGGACGAGAGGCAAGCGCAUGAAGUAUACUUAUUCUGAUGACGAGGACUUCUUGUCCGACUCUACGUCCGUGCGACGAUCAACGCGCAACACUCGCACCCACACACCGGCCGACCCCGCCCCUCCUGUCACCACCGCGAGCGGCCGCCAGGUCAAGGCCCCGUCGCGUAUGACGGUGGAUGCAUCCAACAACAUCGUCACCACAAGCCCUACCGCAGCCGCUAUCGAGAACGGCGACGUGACAAGGGCGUCAGAGGAGUCUUCGGCCGGACCCGGUGGCCGACCUCGUCGAUCCGCAGCCGUCCACCACGGCACCAACGGCUGGGCCCCGUCUUCAAAAAAGAAGGGGAAGAACUACGAUGCCAUGGAUGAGGAUGAGGAUGAGGAUGAUGACGAUGAUAGCUCGCCCGAUCUAGGCGAUGAUGAGGAUGACCAUAUCCCUGACGGGGAAAGUGAAGAGGAGGACGAAGAGGAGGACGAAUUCGAUGAAGACGAGGAGAUGGUCAAUGACGACCUCGCCGAUCACAACGCCGGCCCCGCGACGGAUAGCAUGAUGGUCAAGCUCAAACUGCCGUCAAAGAAGACGCCAAGCACCAGUGCCACCACUACUACUGCCAACGGCUCGGCGAUCGACCUCAGCGAAUACCGAUAUAACGGCGGCGGCAAGAAGGAGACAAAAGGUUCGACGGUGUCACCCAGAUCACGAUUAUCCUCUGACGAGAAGGACGAGAAGACUGAGGAGGUGAUAUCGGUGGCGACAACCAAUAAGGACAGCACCCCGAAACCCGCCCGGUCGUCUUCGUCUCCAGCCCCUACCUCCGCUCCCGCUUCGACGGGCGAGAGCGGCGGCAAAGGCAAGGAGCCGCCACGAGAGCGCCGACGAACGCCGUCGGCCCCCGCUUUGAACUCCCUGCAGCAGUCGACCUCUCUGGCUUUUAGAGAAAGCCCGGACAAGGCUCAGCAGAAGCAGGAGCAGCAGCCGCUGCCGAAGCACGUUGACGUCGGCGCUGGAGAUUAGAUUCUUCUCUCUUCGUCUCUCUGCCUAGGGAUCACCAUGCCCAUUUCUUGUUUUCGAAUGGGUGCGCAGGGAACUGCCAGCCUAGCCCUAGCAGCAACAGGCGUAUACCCGUAUGGGACACAUACACUAUAUUCGUUUCCCUCUCUCUCAUAUAUACAUCCUGUAUCCACCCAUUUUACGCACCCUACUAUUCGGAUUGGACCGGAUUGUCAAGAGUGGCUGGUAUAAAGCAGCGGGAAAGCAAUGUUACAUUGAAAUAAAUGAGAGAAGAAAACUCACAGAGAAAAAAAGGAGGCGUAGGAAGAACGUGCUGAAUGCAUAGACCGUUGAGUUGAAGAGACGGUCUGUUUGGAAAAGCGGCCAGUUCUGUUCCCAGCUUGUCCUCGUGAGCAUGGAAGGAGGGAGCAAGGCGAGAAGAAAAAAAGGUGGACGGUCAGCGGCUACUACUACUAUUACUACUACUAGGAUAUGGUUUGUUACCGCUGUCUGUGCCUUUGGAUGUUCAUUCUCCCAGGCCACAGCAUGGGCGGAAAAUAGAAGGGAAAGGGGCUGGAAAAACAGGCAGGCAGGCAGGACUAUGUGUGUUAGAAGGCCACCCUCAACGCCUCCUCGCUUCCGUGAAUAUGACACGGUUAGGGGCAAGGAGAGCCAGGGAAAAUCACAAGCAUGUACUCAAACAUACGGCGUGUAUGCUACCGCCCCUAGACUAAGCGACU
Messenger RNA from Durotheca rogersii, 2978 nucleotides. RefSeq lists its product as uncharacterized. The transcript is spliced from 4 exons. Bases 259 to 2262 code for a protein of 667 amino acids. The record is from RefSeq and is a predicted model, not a curated record. NCBI's taxonomy places the organism in Eukaryota, Fungi, Ascomycota, Sordariomycetes, Xylariales, Xylariaceae.